This is a messenger RNA of Hyposmocoma kahamanoa, 589 nucleotides long. RefSeq names its product WAP, Kazal, immunoglobulin, Kunitz and NTR domain-containing protein. Gene Ontology annotation, cellular component: extracellular region. Gene Ontology annotation, molecular function: peptidase inhibitor activity. The transcript is spliced from 3 exons. The record is from RefSeq and is a predicted model, not a curated record. The coding region runs from base 87 to 389 and encodes 100 amino acids. NCBI's taxonomy places the organism in Eukaryota, Metazoa, Arthropoda, Insecta, Lepidoptera, Cosmopterigidae.
UAUUGUGGAUUAAAUGCGAUUUCUUACGUAAAUCAUUGUUUGUUUCAGGAUCGCUUACAAUCAUACUGUCAGCCUUCGCUCUUUGCAUGAUCAUCUGCAACGUUGAUGCUGGAACAGGUUCUGGAGCGUGCCCGUUACCUUCAAAGGUGUAUAGCUGCAGCCCCAAGUGCCAGGAGAACUACGAAUGCACCCACGGCAAGGUGUGCUGUCCGAACUCCUGCAACGCUAAGUCCUGCACAGAGUCCGCAGCUUACGGCGGCGCCAGUGGCGGAGACAAGUACUCCCAGUCGGGCGGAGCGGGCGUGUACUGCGGCAAUGUAAAGUGCAGCGCCUUCGAAGUGUGCAAGACCGAUCCGGCCACAAAGCGCCCAAAAUGUGGCCGCGCGUAAACUUCGUCUUCGAACCAAAUACGACAAUUAUUAUCAUACACAAAUUAGCCACUCAAUUUUAUUUUAGGAAAAAGUGAACUACUUAUUAUAAGUACAUUUAAGUUUAUGCACUUAUUUUAACUGAACUAAAAUUUAAUUUGUUACGUAUAUUAUAUCCAAUUCCAAUUUUAAUAAAGUACAUUUUUAUAUUUAUUUCACGG